This is a messenger RNA of Capsicum annuum, 962 nucleotides long. Its product is annotated as D-aminoacyl-tRNA deacylase. The coding region runs from base 233 to 694 and encodes 153 amino acids. The transcript has 7 exons. NCBI's taxonomy places the organism in Eukaryota, Viridiplantae, Streptophyta, Magnoliopsida, Solanales, Solanaceae. Gene Ontology annotation, molecular function: D-tyrosyl-tRNA(Tyr) deacylase activity. Gene Ontology annotation, cellular component: cytoplasm. The record is from RefSeq and is a predicted model, not a curated record. Gene Ontology annotation, biological process: tRNA metabolic process.
UAAAUUUACUAUUUUAUCUUCUAAUUAUAUUCUUAUAAGUAAAUAGUUAAACUUAAAUUUUCAAAGUAUAAUUAUAAGGUUAAUUAUUUUUAAUAAAUAUUUUUUAAAAAAGUAAAUAAUAAGUAAUGAGUUAUUUCAAGUUAAAUUAGAUUAUUGGGUGUAAAAGAAAAUCAUACACGGUCAAUACAUAUAUUGGGUGUAGUGAGUAGUGUGCGUGGAGGAAGAGCAAAAAAUGAGGGCCGUAGUCCAGCGUGUUGCUUCAGCGACUGUAGAGGUGGAAGGGAGUAUUGUAUCAUCAAUCGGCCCGGGCUUGCUCGUUCUCCUCGGUCUUCAUGAAUCAGACCUCGACGCCGAUGCUGACUACAUAUGCAGGAAAGUGUUGAAUAUGAGGCUCUUCCCAAAUGACGAAACUGGAAAGACAUGGGAUCACAGUGUAGUACAGAAGAAUUAUGAAGUUCUAUUAGUGAGUCAGUUUACGCUAUAUGGGAUUUUGAAGGGAAACAAGCCAGAUUUUCAUGUCGCAAUGCCUCCUGAGAAAGCGAAACCAUUCUAUGUCUCUGUGGUUGAGAAAUUCCAGAAAGCUUACAAACAGGAUGGCGUCAAAGAUGGUAUCUUUGGAGCAAAGAUGAAGGUCAACUUGGUCAAUGAUGGUCCUGUCACGAUGCAUCUCGACUCAGCACAACCAUCAAAAUGAGGCUGAAGUAAUUGAGGAAGUGAUUCCUAAGCACUUAUGUAGCAGUUUGAAAUGAGAAACAUUCUGAUAUAUCUAGGUGGAAUGUAUUAAGAGGUUAGAUGCAUGAGGGAAGAAGUGCACAUUUGUGAGACCUUAGUCGGGAUGCAUAGGUGAGUCAACCUACGAGUACCGUGGUCCUCUAGAACCGCAAAACGGUUCGGGCUGACUGGAUUAUACUUAAAACUCUUUCAUUUGGAUUAAAGUGUCAUGAAUAUGAACUUUUGGCUUA